Trichogramma pretiosum is the source of this 812-nucleotide messenger RNA. RefSeq lists its product as uncharacterized. NCBI's taxonomy places the organism in Eukaryota, Metazoa, Arthropoda, Insecta, Hymenoptera, Trichogrammatidae. The coding region runs from base 105 to 794 and encodes 229 amino acids. The record is from RefSeq and is a predicted model, not a curated record. The transcript is spliced from 3 exons.
CAGAUGAUAGGUUUAGUUUUCUGUGCCCUGAAUCUGAUGUGUUUAAUGAUGGUGGCACAUCGUUAAACAACUUUGCUAUCAAAGUAAAAGAAGAACCGGAUGAUAUGUGUAAUAAUGGAAAUAAUGAUGGUGAAACAAAUAACCUAACAUCCGAUACUAGAAAUUUGCAAUAUCUCAGAUGUCUACAAGAGAAUACCAUGCGCACGGUUGAAGAACAAAGAGGAAUAAAUCAUUUUCAACAUAACCAAGAAAUUAAAGUAAAACCUAAUGUGAAUUCAUUAGCACCCGUUAAAAAGAACGAAGGAAUUAGUGAAUUUCAACCUAUCAAAAUAGAAUUUGAGUGCAAAGAUGUGAAACCAAACAUGAAUUUAUCGUUACCUGUUAAAGUGAAUGAUUGGUCUCAUAGGUUUGAUAAAUAUAACGAUGUCAAAAUUAGCGAUAAUUUUGCAACUAAUCUCCCAAUUAAAACAGAAACUGAAAACGUAAAGCAAGAGUUUUUUGACGAUACUCAAAAAAAUAUAGAUUCAAAUAUCGGCUGCAAACUCGUCGGUACGAAUAUGAAAAAUUAUCUUUACGCAAAUAAAGAAAAACAAUUUACUGAGUGUGAUGCAAGUUUGAAGACAUUUUGCGACAAGAUAACUAUGCACCCCGAUAUUGAUUCAGCGAAUAAUUCUAUUUCUUAUUCACGUGACAUUUGCAUAAAAUCAUUAAAACACAAAGGUGCUCUCAAGGUACAUAUUGAUUCAUUGCAUAAUGGUAAAAAAUCUCAUAGCUGCGAUAUAUGCGGAAAGUAAUUUACGCGAAAAGGUGCU